Messenger RNA from Callithrix jacchus (white-tufted-ear marmoset), 1248 nucleotides. The record is from RefSeq and is a predicted model, not a curated record. NCBI's taxonomy places the organism in Eukaryota, Metazoa, Chordata, Mammalia, Primates, Cebidae.
CUCAUCUGUAAAACCAGAAAACAGUAAUACUUAACUUUCAUGGGGUGGCUGUGAGUACUCACUGAGCAAACUCAUGAUACCCGGCAGCCCUGUGUCAUUGUUAGUGUCUGUUAUUCAUCAUUUUAAUCACCAGUGAUUAUUUCUAGUUUAGGCAUUCUGAAUCAUCUCUCCGCUAAACCAGCUAUCUCUUCGAUCACAUCUAAUAUUAUUCUGAGUUACUUGUCAUGGAAAAAGAAUAAUUUUCCAAAUUCCAAACUGGCAGAGGGAAAGCUGCCUUGCUGUGCUGGAAAAACCCGUGGAGUGAUAAGUGGGGGCUUUGGAGCAGGACAGUCCCUGGGCUGAGCACUGGCUCUGCCGCUCACUCACUGUGCGGGCCUGAAUGUGUCAUUUAACUCCCUGUGCCUUCGUUGCCUUAUCUGUAUGGAGAAAAUGAGCUGAUGUAAAUGAUUUUAGCUGGCACGGUGGCUCAUGCCUGUAAUCCUAGCAUUUUGGGAGGCCGAGGUGGGUGGAUCACUUGAGGUCAGGAGUUCAAGAGCAGAUGCCUAUAAUCGCAGCUACUCGGGAGGCUGAGGCAGGAGAAUUGCUGGAACCUGGGAGUCGGAGGUUGCAGUCAGCCAAGAUCGUGCCACUAUACUCCAGCCUUGGUGAAAGAGCAAAACUCUCUCUUUCCACCAUCUUCCGCGCCGCCACAAUGGUGUGCAUGAAUGUCCUGGUGGAUGCUCUCAAGAGCAUCAACAAUGCCGAAAAGAGAGGCAAACGCCAUGUGCUUAUUAGGCCAUGCUCCAAAGUCAUUGCCUGGUUUCUCACUGUGAUGACAAAGCACGGUUACGUUGGCGAAUUUGAAAUUACUGACGAUCACAGAGCUGGGAAACCUGUUGUGAACCUCACAGGCAGGCUAAAUAAGUGUGGAGUGAUCAGCCCCAGAUCUGAUGUGCAACUCAAAGAUCUAGAAAAAUGGCAGAAUAAUCUGCUUCUGUUCCGCCACUUUGGUUUCAUUGUACUGACAACCUCAGCUGGCAUCAUGGACCAUGAAGAAGCAAGACGAAAACACACAGGAGGGAAAAUCCUGGGAUUCUUUUUCUAGCGAUAUAAUACAUAGAUUUACAAAUAAAAUGCCUCAUGGACUCUGGUGCUUCUAAAAAAACAAAAGAGCAAAACUCCAUCUCAAAAAAAAAAAAUAAUAACUGUAGCAGAAGCCUCGCUGGACUGUCUACCAGGCCUCUCUGGGAACUGUCCCCAGCCCGGAGA